AUGCAGAACUCACUCAAAGAUGGGGGUACUUACCACUGUCAAUACAGUCAGACCUAAAGGGAUGUUGAUAUAUAGCACUCUGUGACUGACUGCUACCAUUUUCCCACACACACAUGCGCACAGCCGCACACACUCCAUCAAAUACACUCAGUCUCACUCACACAUACAGGAGCAGCACUAAAAUAAGAUUUGGAUGUUAUUUCCUCUUCAUAUCCUCACCCUGUGUCUCCCUCAUGGCAUUCCUCCCUCUCAGCAUUUAGUGUCAGUCAUUGGCAGUCCUUGGAACCCUCCCACCAUUCUCUCUCUGCUUCUUUGUCUGAACUUGUUCUGUGCACACUUAGAUAUUUCUGCCAGAGGGUGCAUCAGUGAGAGAGGGAGAGCGAGAGAGAGUUAGCAAGGUAUUGACAGAGAUGAUAAUCAAACAAAGACGGUGAGAGUAAGGUCAACACACACAAAUGUAGGGACAAAAGUUAUUUCACUCUCUCUCCCGCUCUCUCUCUCUCUCUCUCUCUCUCUCUCUCUCUCUCUCUCUCCUCUCUCUCUCUCUCUCUCUCUCUCUCUGCUAACUCUCUCCAAACAUUCUCUGCUUAUAUAUUUAGAGACUGUGCUGCUUAAAUGCAUGCCACAUUUUAAAAUGCACACACAGAGACUCAUAAAUGUCAUAACAUUGUGACUCUCGUGAUCCAUUUGUCUUUCAUUCAUCUCGUGUACGUGUAGCUAAUUUACCUCAAUAACUAACAAACGAACAUAACAAUAAAAUCAUGGUAUUGCAAUUUGCACCAAUCCAUUAACCUCAAUAAACUGAAACACAUUCACACACCCCUAGGCUGUGUCUAUCUACUUCCAUGUAAACCUUAAUGUUUCAGAUUAAACCAAUCAGUCUACCUCCCUUUCUCUUCCUCACACAAAAUGUCAUCAAACAUGGAUUUAUUACUAUAGCAAUGAAUAUCCCGUCAAUUUGACCUCAGCCACAAAUCAGUGUAAUUGUGGCAAUUAUUGCAAAUAGCCGAGCUGUCAGGGGGGAGGUUAUACAGUCUGAUUGUCCACACCAGAGACCAUGGGCAUGAAGGCAGACGCGUCAGACUUAACUUCAAUUAUUGAACUCACCCUUUCCCCAGGCUGUGUCAAUCUUUCAUUAACUCUCAUUCCUUUCUCCCCUACUCUCUCUAACCCUCCCACAAAUUUUCAUGUCUCUCUCCCUCUCUCUUUCCAUGUCUCCCUCCCCUCUCUUUCCAUGUCUUUCUCCCCUUUUCUUUCUAUGUUCCUCAUCCACAUCACUCCUUUUUCCAUUAUCUACUCACCUCAAUCUUCGCUUUCGUCUUCAUUCAAUCUCUCCCCAACUCACCUUACUAUCUUAAACCAUCUCUUCAUGAGCUCACCUCCCGUUCAUCUCUUUUCAGACUUGGUACGAUAGCGCCCCAGUUUCCAAUUUCAGGCGUAAUGCUCCACUCACCGCUCUACAUUUAGCCCGUGACUCCUGACGUCCCAUUCCGCCUCCGGCACCACUCCUCAACCACUCACACAACCAUGCACUUCAGGUCAACCCGGUCCGCUCCCCUGAGGUGAUGGGGGGGGGGAUACUAAUCUCAGAUCUGACCAUGGUGUGACUGGGCUCCCCGUCCCUGCCGUGGCAGGGGAGGGAGGGGAGCUUGGAGGGAGGGAGGCAGGGAUGGAGGGAGGGGGGAGCAUCUCGCCUCGCCCCCCAGCAGUAAGUGAGCUCUACUUCAGAGGCGUCCGACCAUAAUGCAGACAUAUCUGAGGAAUAAUCACUCAAGCCUGAAAUUGAAUUUCACAGGAAAGGGAGGGUCAGAGAGGCUGUGGGAUGGGGUUCCAAAACAGACCACACAUAGCCUAUCACAAACACACCAGUGGUGGUCGGUGCCGUUUAAGAUUAGGGAGGACGAUUUCUUUUUUUAAUGAGCAUGGCCUUAUUUCUAUUACAGCAUAUUGGAUGACUGUCAUUCAUAUUCCAUUCACCCAGCUCAGUGUAACAUCGAUAGGUUUAGACUACUGCAUGAUACCUAGCCUACAAAUGAACGUUUAUAACAGAGGUGCACAGGUUGAGAGACAAACUGGAGUAAUCAAGGUGACAGACAGUGACACAUUCAAUACCGCCUUGCACACUCUUGCCUGCAUCUAGCUGACCUAGGGUGUAAUCAUUAGUCCAAACGGUUUCAAAACGUUACGUUUUACAACUAAAACAAGUCUUUCUAUUGGACAAAUUCAAGUAUUCCAUCCCUGUUUUGUUCAGUUUGCUUCCGUUUAUGAAACAUUUUGCAACAGAAUUGGUGGAAUGAAUACACCCCUGAUCACACAGUUCACUUUCAUAGCAGCCAUACAAACAGCAUCAUCACAUCUACCCGCUCUCCUCCUCUCACAUUUUCCCUUCACUUGUGGACUUGAGUGCACAACACAACAGCUCUCUGUGACCAGGCGACAAAACCUUCUCCUUAAUUUUGGAAGAAAUUAAUUUGUUCAAAACUGUUCAACUAUUGUCGUUCUCUCUCUUUGAGACAACUACUCACCACAUUCUAUGCACUGCAAUGCUAUAGCUAACUGUAGCUUAUGUGUUCAGUACUAGAUUAAUUAUCUGAUCCUUUGUUUGGAUGGACAACAUGUCAGUUCAUGCUGCAAGAGCUCUGAUAGGUUGGAGGACGUCCUCCGGAAGUAGUCAUAAUUACUGUGUAAGUUUAUGGAUGGGGUGAUAACCAUGAGUCUCCUAGGUUUUGUAUUGAAGUCAAUGUACCCAGAGGAGGACGGAAAAUAGCUGUCCUCUGGUUACACCCUGGUGAUACCCUACAGAGUGCUGUUGAGGCUACCGCAGACCUUCAUUGCAAAACAGUGUGUUUUAAUCAGUUAUUUGGUGACGUGAAUAUAUUUAGUAUAGUUUUAUCUGAAAAGGAUAAUUUUUUUAAUGAAAUUCACUGAGUCCUAACCCUUUCUCCUUUGAGGAGCCACCACUGAAAUACACACACACACACACACACACACACACACACACACACACACACACCACACACACACACACCACACACUCACAUACACACACAAACCCAUAAAAACAUUUAUACACAUACUCAUAAAAACAUUUACACACAGCGAAACAAAUAAAACACACACAAAGCCUCAAGUCUAUAUAAUAAGUGUGGGAGAGCGAGAGAGCUAGGGCAAUAUAAAAAAAAUCAGAGUGGAGUUGGAUGUAAGGAAUGUCUUAAUUAUGGGAACAGAGGACUAACUUCAAUUUAAUCUUUAAUGAGAAACAGGUUUGAAUGGAAGAGAAACUAGAGCUGAGGGGAGAGGGGGCUCUACAUUAGAUUAUCUGGCAACCCAUGCUACAGAUGUAGGAUGUUAAUUUGAGCCAGUUUGCGACAGCAGGAAAAUAAUCCUGCAGCAACAGGAAAUGUGAAUUAUUAUGUGGAUUAUAAUUAGGGGUUGAUAUAUUUGUCGUAAGGGAAAAUCAAGUAUGACAUCUCUAAUUGGAAAUUACGAAUUUCAGAAGCCUUUUUAAACCUCAAAUACAAAGUUAUCCUGCAACAGGGUGAUCAAAUUAAGAUCUUACAUCUGUAAAUACUGUAGUUGACAGUUGAUUCUCAUAAUUGUAUCAAUGCAAAAUAUGAUGUCUCUUCAUGUUCGUACCUCUAUUCUAUCUUUCCAUUGUGCAUCUCUACUUCUCCGUUAUGCAUACAUCUCCGGCCCUUUCUCUCCAUCCCCUUAUCCAUCUGUCUUUUCUCCCUCUCUCUUUCUGCCAGAGAAACAUUUUUACACAUUGUAAACUUUACUCACUGAACGGCACCCGGCAGUAUAGGAUUUCACAGGCAGACUUUUUAUGUGAACCACUCUGGCAAUUAGCAGAGGAUAGACUUACAGCGUACCCACUGCACAAAGGAAGGACUGGCCCAGUUCCACAAGCCUCUCUCCCUGUUCUGUUCCUCUGCCCCUCUCCAUCUGUCAGUCCCACAGGACAGGGUGUGUGUGUGUGUGUGUGUGUAUGUGGGUAUGUAUGUAUGUGUGUUUGUGUGUUGUAGGGGGUUUGUGUGUAUCUCUGUGUCAGAAGGCGUGUCAGCCAUGUGACAUUGCAUGUACAUGUGUGUGCAUACAUUGGAUGUAUGCAAGUGUGACAGAGCAGAGGUCAGGGGUUUCUGUGAUGCGCUUACUUACAUCACCCUUUCAUUAUCCUUAUCCCUUGUACCUUGUUACACUGUCAUUGUCACAGACUUGUUAUUACGUCACACAAGACAGAAUGUAGCACACACUGCUUUAAUAACGCUUACAUAGUGCUUGGUCUGUUCAGUAACACUACUGACAUCAUGGCCAUUACACUUUCAUUGCAUAGUAAUGACUUUGAGUGUUUUUUGUAAUAAUUAUUCCAUUUGUGUAAUAACAAAAAACGCUACUAUGCAAUUACAUAGCUGUUGCUGAAUCAUUCAUUUCAGCGUUAUUAUAGAUAUUAUUGUACAUCUGAUGCUCAAAUGCAAACCUCACUUUCAUUCAUGAUUGGAGUAUGGGGUAACUGAUCCUAGAUCUGUGGCUAAGGGCAACUUCUAUCUUCUACAUAUAUCCUAGCAAAGGUAGAAUCAAUGUUUCCCUGCCCUUUAUCGCCCCCAAGUGGAGGGGUGGAGGUACACCUGGAUGCAUCAGAAGUCAAGCGUUAGCCAUUGAUUGACAUGACUAAUGAGUAUGAGGUAACUCUGCAUCUUAAUAAUCUCUCCUUCCUCCUGAAGUGUGCACUUGUUCACGUCCCUUCAUAGAUUUAAAAGGAAAAUGACUGGUAUAUGGAAACUCCCUCUAGUCAUACCUACACCAAUCCAAUGCUUUUACAUUUGUGGGGAGUAGUGAUCGAGUGCACACUUCAGGUGGAAGGAGAGAAUAUUGGGACGCAACCUCACUCCCACUCUCUUUCAACUGUCUCUUCCUGCUAGCUCAUCUCUCUCUCCUCUUUCUCUCUCUCUCUCUCUCUCUCUCUCUCUCUCUCUCUCUCUCUCUCUCUCUCUCUCUCUCUCUCUCUCUCUCUCUCUCUCUCUCUCUCUCUCUCUCUCUCUCUCUCUCUCUCUCUCUCUCUCACUCUCUACCAGCUGUCUCCCUCCUCAACCUACUCUCACUGUCUAUGGUAAUGAUUAUAGUGACAUACAACUUGUACUUGUGUAUUAUCAGCCCAAAGUUAUAAACAAAAGCUACUGUCUGUUAUACAGCUGAUCAUGAGCUAGUAGUCUAUCACUAGACCUACUGACCUUGAGGAACAACUCAACUUAGUAAUUGAGAGUCAAAAAGAAGCAGAAAGAGACCUAGAAAUAGAGAGAGUGAGGGAGAGAGAGCAAGGAGCAAGCGAGGGGGUUCAGAGAUCCAAGCUGUUUUAUUAAUCUGCCAAUUUUCUCAGAUGACGCAAGGACUGUGAUUUUGCCUAUUCUUUCUCUCUCUCAAUCUCUCCAUCCCUUCCUCCCUUCAUUGUGUCUCUCCCGAUGCCUUGCUCUGGUUGGAUGGGAGAAGACACACAGCAGGUAGGACUGGCUUUAUCUCCCUUCUCUUCAUUCCUUCUAUCCCUUAACCUAUCCUCCCUCUGAUCUUUCUCAUCUUCUGAAUGAUGUUCUGGACAUUUCUUUCAUGUUCAUCUCAAAUCCUCCCCCACCCAUGUGCAUAGGAUUUAUCAGAAGUGUAGUUGUACUACCAUUGGCAGUGCUAUUUUUCAUUCACUGAAUUGCUAUGAAUUUUGAGUCCAUGCGCUCAUGUCACUUUCGCUCUGUUUCUGUCAGUCAGAAUGUGCUGCACAUUGACUGUCUGUGGUGAUGUGUGUAUAUAGGUGUAGGUGGGCGUGUACAUCGUUCAUCUCUUUUCUAUUUUAUGGAAUGUUCUGUACCAUCAUUUUUAUUUUCAUAGAUUUUCACUAGAGUGUAGUCAGUGGUAGUUAUUUGAUAUUAAGAGUGCUAUGGAACUUCAGAACUAGCUGACAUAUGACUAUUUACAUUCCAAUGAAGUGCUUUUCCAGCUGUUGUGUUUCAAAUUGUUGUAUUUAGAAUCAGAGUGAGAACAAGAGAGAACCAAGACAGAGUUUGCGUUUGGAAAAAGAAAAUGGAGAAUAUUCAAAGGAUAUUUUUGGCAAAAGGAGAGGAUGGAUAUACUGUUCUGGAGGAUUGGGAAGAAUAAAACUAGGCUCUGCUGGAGGAAUUGUAUUCCAAUGACAGAUCGAAAGGAAAGAGGAAAGGGAGAGUAUGAGGGAGGAUUUAUAAAUAGCAGAGCUUUAGAAGGGUGAAGAGAGCAGAUGUGAUAGACAGUCUGUGCUUAAGGAGUUCAAACAACAGAUUAAUACACUCAGAUUAUAGUCCGAAAGAGAGGAAUGGAGGGGAGGUUGUGUACCUGCCACACACACACUCUCUCACGCACACACAAAUUCAAAUCACAUUUUAUUGGUCACAUACGCGUUUAGCAGAUGUUAUUGCGGGUGUAGCAAAAUGUUUGUGUUUCUAGCUCCGACAGUGCAGUAUAUCUAACACACACACAUUCAUGUGCACACGUGCACACACACACACACACAGAUGCACACACACUGAUGAACAGUCAAUGACAAAUACACAAGCUCCCUCUUUUACAUUUUUUCUCUCUUUCUAUUUCUCUCUCUUUUUUCUCUCUGUGAUGGUCUAUUGACUCCAGAGCUUGUGACUGAGGGAUAAAGGGGAGGUUUUCUACUGAUCGAUGACCAAAUGCAUUAGAUCUGAUCAGGGGCGCAACUUUGGUUUUAGAAGUGGGGGGGGACAUAAUUAUUAUUAUUAAUUUUUUUAUCCAGUUGGAUAAACACACCAAACAGCCUAUCCGACCACUCGGAGGCGUCCGCAUGGUCCUAAAGCACACCGUUGCCUCGUUUUGUAUCACAUUCCAAUGAUAAAACUGGGGGUGACAAAAAUGCAAUUUCAGAAUGUGGGGUGGACAUGUAUGGACUUGUUAACCUAUACAUAUCAGUGCAGUGUUGUAGUAGUCAUGACCCCCUCCCUUGUUCUCUCUGGAAGAAGGGACGGGGAUAUGGGAUUAUAUCUCUGUCCCUGCAAAGAUCACGCCAAACAGUCAACCAAAGGAAAUAAUCCCCCCCUCACUCACACACACACACACACACACACACACACACACACACACACACACACACACACACACACACACACACACACACACACACACACACACACACACACACAACAUGCUCAUGUGAUAAAGACAAAUGCAUACACAAUCUCAUACACAGAGCUCAAUGUAAAUGCAUAUAAACUCCCAUGUCCAGUUAGUUAAUAGGGCUGUAGACAGGAGGUGGGGGUUUAGCGGUGGGCUAGCCAUCACACAGCUGUUUAGUCUCUUAAACCCACGUCACUGAUUGGUCAGGGGCAGGGACUGUCACUGAUUGGAUGAGAGCAUGCGUGGGUCUCUGCACGGUGGGGGUCGGUAAAUACCCGUCAUUGGUUAAUACUGUCAUUAAAGACCAUCAUUAAAGAGCCACUGAUACAGUUUCUUCAGAAAGUAUUCACUCCCCUUGACUUUGUCCACGUUUUGUUGUGUUACAGCUUGAAUUUAAAAUGGAUUCAAUUGAGAUUUUGUGUCACUGGCCUGCAUACAAUACCCCAUAAUGUCAAAGUAGAACAAUGUUUUUCGAAAAAAUUUAAAUUAAUACAAAUGGAAAAGCUGAAAUGUCUUGAGUCAAUAAGUAUUCAACCUCUUUGUUAUGGUAAGCCUAAAUAAAUUCAGGAGAACAAAUGAGCUUAACCAGUCACAUAAUAAGUUGCAUGGACUCACUCUGUGUGCAAUAAUAGUGUUUAACAUGAUUUUUGAAUGACUACCUCAUCUCUGUACCCCAUACAAACAAUUAUCUGUACAGUCCCUCAGUCGAGCAGUGAAUUUCAAACACAGAUUCAACCACAAAGACCAGGGAAGUUUCCAAUGCCUCGCAAAGAAGGCACCUAUUGGUAGAUGGGUAAAAAAACAAAAAAAACAGACAUUGAAUAUCCCUUUGAGCGUGGUGAAGUCAUUAAUUACACUUUGGAUGGUGUAUCAAUACACCCAGUCACUACAAAGAUACAGGCGUCCUUCCUAACUCAGUUGCCGGAGAGGAAGGAAACCGCUCAGGGAUUUCACCAUGAGGCCAAUAGUGACUUUAAAACAGUUACAGAGUUUAAUGGCUGUGAUAGGAGAAAACUGAGGAUGGAUCAACAACAUUGUAGUUACUCCACAAUACUAACCUAAUUGACAGAGUGAAAAGAAGGAAGUCUGUACAGAAUAAAAAAUAUUCCAAAACUGCAUCAUGUUAUGGGUAUGCUUGUGAUCGACAAGGACUAGGGAGUUUUUUAUGAUAAAAAGAAAAUGAAUGGAGCUAAGCACAGGCAAAAUCCUAGAGGAAAACCUGGUUCAGUCUGCUUUCCACCAGACACUAGGAGAUGUAUUCACCUUUCAGCAGGACAAGAACCUAAAACACAAGGCCAAAUCUACACUGGAGUUGCUUAUCAAGAAGACAGUGAAUGUUUCUGAGUGACCGAGUUACAGUUCUGACUUAUAUCUACUUGAAAAUCUAUGGCAAGACCUGAAAAUGGUUGUCUAGCAAUGAUCAACAACCAAUUUGACAGAGCUUGAAGAAUUUUGAAAAUAAUAAUGGGGAAAUGUGGCACAAUCUAGGUGUGGAAAGCUCUUAGAGACUUACCCAAAAAGACUCACAGCUUUCAUCACUGCCAAAGGUGCUUCUAGAAAGUAUUGACCCAGGGGUGUGAAUACUUACAGUACCAGUCCAAAGUUUGGACACACCUACUCACUCAAGGGUUUUUCUUUAUUUUUACUAUUUUCUACAUUGUAGAAUAAUAGUGAAGACAUCAUAACUAUGAAAUAACACACAUGGAAUCAUGAAGUAACCAAAAAAUGUUGAACAAAUCUAAAUAUAUUUUAUAUUUGAGAUUCUUCAAAGUAGCCACCCUUUGCCUUGAUGACAGCUUUGCACACUCUUGGCAUUCUCUCAACCAGCUUCAAGACGAAUGAGGAGUGAUUCAUGAGGAGUGAUACAUGAUUCCAUAUGUGUUAUUUCAUAGUUUUGAUAGAAAAUAGUAAAAAUAAAGAAAAACCCUUGAAUGAGUAGGUGUGUCCAAACUUUUGACUGGUACUGUAUGUAAAUGAGAUAUUUCAUUUUCAUUUUCAAUAUGUUUGCUAAAAUUUCAAAAAACAUGUUUUCACUUUGUCAUUAUGGGGUAUUGUGUGUAGAUGGUUGAGAAAAAAAUUCAGGCUGUAACAACAAAAUGUGGAAUAAGUCAAGGGGUGUGAAUACUUUCUGAAGACACUGUAGAUACUGAUCAUCAUAGUGACAGUCACAGUGAUAGAUACUGAUCGUCAUAGUGACAGUGACAGUGAUAGAUACUGAUCGUCAUAGUGACAGUGAUAGUCAUAUUGAUAGUGAUAGUGAUCGUGAUGCUGAUAGUGAUUGUGAUACUGAUAGUGAUACUGAUAGUGAUUGUGAGAGAGAUCAUAACAUAGGUAGUUUGUUUUCAAAUCCAAUGUUAAUAUGUGCAUUGAUAGCUCAGCGAUAUUUUACAUACUACAGUGAUGUAAGUCUCUCCUCCUGAGUGGCGCAGUGGUCUAAGGCACUGCAUCGCAGUGCUAACUGUGCCACUAGAGAUCCUGGUUCGAAUCCAGGCUCUGUCGCAGCCGGCCGCGACCGGGAGACUCAUGGGCGGUGCACAAUUGGCCCAGGGUAGGGGAGGGAAUGGCCGGCAGGGAUGUAGCUCAGUUGAUAGAGCAUGGCGUUUGCAAUGCCAGGGUUGUGGGUUCAAUUCCCACGGGGGGCCAGUAUAAAAAAAUAUGUAUUCACUAACUGUAAGUCGCUCUGGAUAAGAGCGUCUGCUAAAUGACUAAAAUGUAAAUGUAAAUGAUCAAAGAGAGAGAGAGAUCAGCUGUCCUGGCAUGACCAUUCAGGGGAUGUGAGUAUCUCUGGAAUCUGGAUGCAUGGAACUAGUUUCAAUCUGGUUUGUUGCUGAUCCAGGAGAGCUCAACAUGGCACGACACAUAAAGAAGAACACCACUGCCAGUAAGGAUUACAGCCUUCUCCUCCCGUUGAGCCUGGCUGUCUUUGAAGUAUCCUCCUCCAUCCCUGGUGCUUUAUGCUCAUUCCUAACACAUGUUUCUGUUCUGAGGGCUUCCCUAAAGCCUUUUCCUGAGGAAUACUGUAGCUUUCUCCUCAGAGAGUUCAUGGCCUUUGAACAUACCUGCCAAGGUUGUAAUACCUCUGUCACAUUUGACCAAAUCCUGGAUUUACCGUAAGGUCUCUGAUUUAACAAUGUAAACCCAUUGACUGUCUGCUUUUAUGUAUAUAGUCUCUUGUAAAAGACUGACAUUAAUAUAGCUAACAAGCCUGCAUGCAAGAUACUGUUCUGGGUGCUGAGAUUAUGAUGAAUGUAUAACGAAGCAUAUUACUCAUCUGUGAUAUAAUGUGAUAUGAUGUAACAUAAACUAAUAUGACUAGUCCCUAUGUCUAGCUCCGGUCCAGGGCUACAUGUGGAUUAUCUUCUCUGUCGGUCUGUUGGAGGCUAGCUCUGGUCCAGGGCUACAUGUGGACUAUCUUCCCUGUCGGUCUGUUGGAGGCUAGCUCUGGUCCAGGGCUACAUGUGGACUAUCUUCCCUGUCGGUCUGUUGGAGGCUAGCUCUCGUCCAGGGUUACAUGUGGACUAUCUUCCCUGUCGGUCUGUUGGAGGCUAGCUCUCGUCCAGGGCUACAUGUGGACUAUCUUCCCUUUCAGUCUAUUGGAGGCUAGCUCUCGUCCAGGGUUACAUGUGGACUAUCUUCCGUGUCGGUCUGUUGGAGCCUUGGAGGAUAGCUCCCACUCCCACUUUUCAGGCCGUUCCUACAUUUCCUGGAGACAGAAAAUAAUCCCUUAGUCCUAGGAAGAAGAUGGAUUUGUAACACGGCUACAGCAGGCUACAGGUCGUUUAGCAUGUCACUGCAGUUUAUGCGCUGUUCAAUCUUCAGGAUAUAUCCUCAUUACACCGCAGGAGGCAUCCUGUCGUUUGGUAGGACAAUGAGUCAGCCACAGAGAUCUUAUUAAAUUCCUACUGUAUAUGUAAUUCUAUGGGGUCGGGUCCUCUGUCUGACCUCCUCCAAGGUCUUAAUUCCCAUCCUAAGAGCUGUAGACUUGGGCUGUCUUUGGCACUGCCAUCCUACUGAACAUAAAGUAUUGUCAUUGAGAUCUGUGUCCCAAAUGGUACCCUUUUCCCUUUAUAGUGCACUACUUUUGGCCAGACCCCUAUGACCCCUGGUCAACUGUACACUAUAUAGAGUAAAGAGUGCUAUUUGGGAUGCACAUAAACACUCUGUGUGUUCUGUGUUUUCUGAUAGUACAGUGAUUGUGCAGUUCAUCAGGUCAUGGUGGGUUUCUGACUCACCCUCCAACAAUAGGACUGCUGAGUAAUUGGUGUACAGUACAUUGUCUCCUGGAUGUUUGUAAACAUUGUUCUUAAUGUUAAGAAUGAAAUGAAUUUUGCAAAGAGGAUUGGUGCAGUAACAGAAACAGGGAGCCCACUCCUCCCCUCCCCUUCCCCACUGCCCAGUUCAAAAGGGAUUAUAUCUCUCUGCUAUUGAAACUUGGCAAGAGAUUCUCCUCCCCCCCCCAUUUUUUUUUUGCAUUUGCCGACAAUCCCUCUUUAUGCCCGGGCGGCAACUGUUGUUGGACUUAUAUGUGAGAUAAAGACAAGCUGAUGAACAGAGCAGGGAAAGAGAGCGUGAUGGAGAGAGGCGAGGUCAACGGGUGAGGUCCAUAGAGAGUGGAGGAGGUAAAGAAGGAAGGAGAGAGGGAAUAAAAGGAGGUUAGACUAGACUGGUCUACAUGCAUGUUGGUGAGUGUUUUCUCUAUUCUUCCUCAUGUAGAAAUGCCAUCUGUAUGGCUGAUGGAUUAUAAUCAUGUGCGAUUGUCCAGUGGAGGCGGUCUGUUUGUAAAUGUGCCACUCAGGUUCCAGACGCUGACUUCACACACUGCCAUGUUGCUCUCCAGAUGUGUUUAUCUCUGGUGGGAGGGGGAUUCAUCAUCACUCUCUACACUCUGUUGGAACUGGUGUUGCUGGUUACUGCAUUGGAAUACUGGAACAGACAAACUAAGCAGACUGAGUAGUAAUUAGUUGAAUAUUAUUAUAAUGUAUCAAACCAGAUCAGAUUUACAUUGCUUGCAUAAUAUUGGUGCUUUUAUGUAAAGGUCUUGUUUGGAUUUAUUGCCCACCUAUUGUUUUGACUAUGUUUGAUCCUCUCUAAUCUGAUAUCUGAUGUUAGGCUGGAUGUUCCUUCUCUGACAGAAGUGGAGGUUUGGUUUAGGUGGUGAUGGAUGGGUGACUUGAAUAGAAUCCUGCACCCUCACUCACAUUUUCAGAUUAUCGUUGAAAAUUUCCAUGACAUGACUCACAGAUGAUUGUCAGAGCGCUUUCUUACUCCGCCUCUCUCCGUCUCUCUCCCAAUUGUUUUCCAUCCAUCUUUCUCCACCUCCAUAUCCUGUAUUAUUCAGAUUGUGGGUACAUUCCUUCUCAAUGUAAUGACAUUUAUCAGACCUUAACCUGACUGAUGUUACUCAUCUUAGUCAACAGCAUCCAAAGGCAACAAUAUGGUGGAAGUUUCCCCAAGCCAAUAGAAAGGCUAACUGAAAUGCUUACACCAGAGGAAGAGGCAUGGGGCUGUUUUCUGACCAGGCAGAUGUGUGCUCUCACAGUACACCUCCCUCUCUCACCCUCUCCCUCUCUACCACAGACAGGAUGACGAAUCAGCAACCAGCCCACCAGUCUAACAAGGCUCAUUAUGAUGAGGCACUGCCACCCAUUGUUGGCGCUGGAGUGUUGGACUUGUUGGAGCCCAAACUUCCCAAGAGUUUCUUGGGAACCUACUGUGGCUUCCUCAUCCGAAACUCACUGCUGGCCCUCACUAUACUGGGUAGGUGACUACCUCACUUUAUGGCAAUAAACACAAUACCCCAUAAUGACAAAGAAAAAACAGGUUUUAGACAUUUUUGGCAGUGAUUACAGCCUCGAGUCUUCUUGGGUAUGACGCUACAAGCUUUGCACACCUAUAUUUGGAGCGUUUCUCCCAUUCUUCUCUGCAGAUCCUUUCAAGCUCUGUCAGGUUGGAUGUGGGCGUUGCUGCACAGCUCUUUUCAGGUCUCUCCAGAGAUGUUCGAUCGGGUUCAAGUCCUGGCUCUGGCUGGGCCACUCAAGGACAUUCAAAGACUUGUCCCGAAGCCACUCCUGCGUUGUCUUGACUGUGUGCUUAGGAUCAUUGUCCUGUUGGAAGGUGAACCUUUGCCCCAGUCUGAGGUCCUGAGCACUCUGGAGCAGGUUUUCAUCAAGGAUCUCUCUGUACUUUGCUCCGUUCAUCUUUCCCUCAUUCUCCCAGUCCCUGCCACUGAAGAACAUCCCCACAGCAUGAUGUUGCCACCACUAUGCUUCACCGUAGGGACGGUGCCAGGUUUCCUCCAGACGUGACGCUUGGCAUUCAGGCCAAAGAGUUCAAUCUUGGUUUUAUCAGACCAGAGAAUCUUGUUUCUUAUGGUCUGAGAGUCCUUUAGGUGCCUUUUGGCAAACUCCAAGCAGGCUGUCAUGUGCCUUUUACUGAGCAGUGGCUUCCGUCUGGCCACUCUACCAUAAAGGCCUGAUUGGUGGAGUGCUGCAGAGAUGGUUGUCCUUCUGGAAGGUUCUCCCAUCUCCACAGAGGAACUCCGGAGCUCUGUCAGAGUGACCAUUGGGUUCUUGGUCACCUCCCUGACCAAGGCCCCUCUCCCUCGAUUGCUCACUUUGGUCGGGCGGCCAGCUCUAGGAAGAGUCUUUGUGGUUCCAAACUUCUUCCAUUUAAGAAUGAUAGAGGCCACUGUGUUCUUAGGGGACCUUCAAUGCUGCAAAACAAAUGUGGUAACCCUUCCCCAGAUCUGUGCCUCGACACAAUCCUGUCUCUGAGCUCUACGGACAAUUACAGACUACAAUCUAUUACAGACUACAAAGGGAAGCACAGCCGCGAGCUGUCCAGUGACAUGAGCCUACCAGAUGAGCUAAAUCACUUCUAUGUUCACUUUGAGGCAAGCAACACUGAAGCAUUCAUGAGAGCAUCAGCUGUUCCGGACUGAAAAUAUUUGGCAUGGGUCCUCAGAUCCUCAAAAAGUUCUACAGCUGCACCAUUGAGAGCAUCCUGACUGGUUGCAUCACUGCCUGGUAUGGCAACUGCUCGGCCUCCGACCGCAAGGCACUACAGAGGGUAGUGCGUACGGCCCAGUACAUCACUGGGGCCAAGCUUCCUGCCAUCCAGGACCUGUAUACCAGGCGGUGUCAGAGGAAGGCCCUAAAAAUUGUCAAAGUCUCCAACCACCCUAGUCAUAGACUGUUCUCUCUGCUACCGCACGGCAAGCGGUUCCGGAACACCAAGUCUAGGUCCAAAAGGCUUCUUAACAGCUUCUACCCCCAAGCCGUAAGACUCCUGAACAGCUAAUCAAAUGGCUACCCAGACUAUUUGCAUUGUCCCCCCCCCUCUUUUACACUGCUGCUACUCUCUGUUUAUUAUCUAUGCAUAGACACUUUAACUAUACCUACAUGUACAAAUUACCUCAAUUACCUCGACUAACUGGUGCCCCUCGCACAUUGACUCUGUCUUUUUACUGUUAUUUUACUGCUUUUAUUUUUUACUUAUCUAUUGUUUACUUAACACUUAUUUUUCUUAAAACUGCAUUGUUGAUUAAGGGCUUGUAAGUAAGCAUUUCACUGUAAGGUCUACAACUGUUGCAUUCGGCACAUGUGACAAAUAACAUUUGAUUUGAUUUGAUUUGAAUUCCUUCAACCUCAUGGCUUGGUUUUUGCUCUGACAUGCACUGUCAACUAUGGGACCUUAUAUAGACAGGUGUGUGCCUUUCCAAAUCAUGUCCAAUCAAUUGAAUUUACCAAUCAAGUUGUAUAAACAUCUCAAGGAUGAUCAAUGGAAACAGGAUGUACCUGAGCUCAAUUUCGAGUCUCAUAGUAAAGGGUCUGAAUACUUAUGUAAAUAAGGUAUUUAUGUUUUUUAUUUUAAAUACAUUUGCAGAGAAAUCUGAAAACCUGUUUUCGCUUUGUCAUUAUGGGGUAUUGUGUGUAGAGUAAUGAGGAAAUAAAAUAAAAAAUCAAUUUUAGAAUAAUGCUGUAACGUAACAAAGUGGGGAAAAAGUGAAGGGGUCUGAAUACUUUCCGAAUGCACUGUGCACUUACUGUAACUCCCCCUGGAAUGGAAAUGAAACCCAAUGAGUUAGACGCUGUGAUUAUAAAUCCUCUCGAAAUGCUCUUCUAAAGCAUUUCACUGGAAUCUCUCCUCUCUGCGCUCUCACAGAAGCUGUAAGGGUGACAGAGGCAACCAUUGUGUGGCUGUUGUGCUAACUCCUCUCCUCUGUGCACUGUGACAGGUGUAAUAGCGGGGUCGCUGUUUGGGAUGCUGCUGCGGUAUGUUUCUAUUACAGACCCCAACACCCUAAUGCUGGUGUCCUUUCCUGGAGACAUCCUCAUGAGGAUGCUGAAGAUGCUCAUCUUGCCCCUCAUCAUCUCCAGCCUCAUCACAGGUACACCAUUGUAGUACACAGCACACACAUGCCUGCACACACACACACACACACACACACACACACACACACACACAGACACACAUACACACACACAGACACACACACAGACACACACACACACCCACACACAGACAUGCAGGUGGAAGGUGCCCUGCUCAUCAGCCUGUCUCUCUCCCUCCCAGGUCUGGCUGGUCUGGAUGCUCGUUCCAGUGGGAGGAUGGGCUCCAGGGCCAUGGUCUACUACAUGUCCACUACAGUCAUCGCUGCCAUCCUGGGGGUCAUCCUGGUCCUGGGGAUCCACCCGGGAAACCCCAAACUCAGGAGCAGUCAGGAGCAGAACGCCGCCCCCAAGAACCAAGAGGUCAGCAGUCUGGACGCCUUCCUGGACCUCAUCAGGAACCUGUUCCCUGAAAACCUGGUGCAGGCCUGCUUCCAACAGGUAGGACCCAGACCCAGAACUAGACCCAGAACUAGACCCAGACCCAGACCCAGAACUAGACCCAGACCCCAUCAAACAAUUGAUGUUCAGUUGUUAUUGUGAGAUUUGGAUCCUAUCAAAGCCUGACUUUAAUGACCAGCAUUGGGAAUGUGUGGCUUAUGGGGCAAUUGUGUCUAAUUCGCAAAUGAUUGUCUCAGUGCCUUCAGAAAGUAUUCACACCACUUUACUUUUUCCACAUUUUGUUGUGUUACCAAGUGGGAUUAAAAUGGAUUUAAUUGUAAUAGUUUUUGUCAACGAUCUACACAAAAUACUCUGUAAUGUCAAAGUUGUAAAAAAUUAAUAAGAAAACACUAAUAUAUCUUCAUUAGAUAAGUAUUCAACCCCCUGAGUCAAUACAUGUUAGAGUCACCUUUGGCAGCGAUUACAGUUGUGAGUCUUUCUGGGUAAGUUUCUAAGAGCUUUGCACACCUGCAUUGUACAAUAUUUGCACAAAAUUCUUCAAGUUCUGUCAUGUUGGUUGUUGAUCAUUGCUAGACAGCUAUUUUUAAGUCUUGCCAUAGAUUUUCAAGCCGAUUUAAGUCAAAACUGUAACUAGGCCACUCAGGAACAUUAAAUGUUGUCUUGGUAAGCAACUCCAGUGUAUAUUUGGCCUUGUGUUUUAGUUUAUUUUCCUGCUGAAAGGUGAAUUUGUCUCCCAGUGUCUGUUGGAAAAUAGACUGAACCAGGUUUUUCAUUAGGAUUUUGCCUGUGCUUAGCUCUAUUCCGUUUCUUUUUAUCAUAAAAAACUCCCUAGUCCUUGCCGAUGACAAGCAUACCCAUAACAUGAUGCAGCCGCCACCACGCUUGAAAAUAUGAAGAGUGAUACUCAGUGAUGUGUUGUUUUGGAUUUGCCCCAAACAUAACACUUUGUAUUCAGGACAUGAAGUAAAUUUCUUUGCCACAUUUUUUGCAGUUUUACUUUAGUGCCUUACUGCAAACAGGAUGCAUGUUUUGGAAUAUUUGUAUUCUGUACAGGCUUUCUUCUUUUCACUCUGUCAAUUAGGUUAGUAUUGUGGAGUAUUGUGCAGUAACUACUCAGUUUUCUCCUAUCACAGCUAAUAAACUCUGUAACUGUUUUAAAAAGGUGCCCUUCUUUGCGAGGCAUUGGAAAACCUCCCUGGUCUUUGUGGUUGAAUCUGUGUUUGAAAUUCACUGCUCAACUGAGGGACCUUACAGAUAAUUGUAUGUGUGGGGUACAGAGAUGAGGUAGUCAUUGUUAAACCCUGUUAUUGCACACAGAGUCCAUGCAACUUAUUAUGUGACUUGUUAAGCAAAUUUUGACUUUUGAAUGUAUUUAGGCUUGCCAUAACAAAGGGGUUGAGUACUUAUUGACUCAAGACAUUUCAGCUUUUCAUUUGUAAUUAAUUUGUAAAAAUUUCAUAAUUCCACUUUGACAUUAUGGGGUAUUGUGUGUAGGCCAGUGACAAACAAUCUAAAUGUAAUCUAUUUUAAAUUCAGCCUGUAACACAAAAAAAUGUCAAGGAGAGCUAAUCAUUUCUGAAGGGACUGUAUAUGCACAGACUAGUUCCUAUAAAGGAGUGGCUUAUGUCAUCAUGGAAGUAGAAUUGUGCUUUAGAGUAGAGAAUACGUUCUAUCUGAUGUGCAUAUCUAGUCAGCAGCAUAUCUAGAGCUUGGGACUAUAAGGUGCUAUCUGCAAAAAUAUGAUUCUGAGAUAAUUGGCUUAAAGUUCAGAACCCUCAUUUUUUUAUUGUAUUCUUUUGAACUUAACAACAUGAAUUGGGGUAUUUAGAUGGUGCUUUCCUACGGAGCUGUGAGGGGAACGGCACCUCCGUACCUUCAGGCUCUGAUCAGUCCCUACACCCAAACGAGGGCAUUGCGUUCAUCCACCUCUGGCCUGCUGGCUCCCCUACCUCUGCGGAAGCAUAGUUCCCGCUCAGCCCAGUCAAAACUGUUCGCUGCUCUGGCACCCCAAUGGUGGAACAAGCUCCCUCACGACGCCAGGACAGCGGAGUCACUCACCACCUUCCGGAGACAUUUGAAACCCCACCUCUUUAAGGAAUACCUGGGAUAGGAUAAAGUAAUCCUUCUACCCCCCCCUUACCCCAACCCCCCCCCCCCCCCCCAAAAAAAAAAAAAAAAAAAAAACAUUGUAAAGUGGUUAUCCCACUGGCUAUAAGGUGAAUGCACCAAUUUGUAAGUCGCUCUGGAUAAGAGCGUCUGCUAAAUGACGUAAAUGUAAAUGUAAAUGUAGAGUACUAUAUACAGUACCAGUCAAAGGUUUGGACACACCUACUCAUUCAAGGGUUUUUCUUUAUUUUUACUAUUUUCUACAUUGUAGAAUAAUAGUGAAGACAUCAAAACUAUGAAAUAACACAUAUGGAAUCAUGUAGUAACCAAAAAAGUGUUAAACAAAUCAAAAUAUAUUUUUUAUUUUAUAUUCUUAAAAUAGCCACCUUUUGCCUUGAUGACAGCUUUGCACACUCUUGGCAUUCUUCAUCUGAAAAUAUUUUCCAAUAGUCUUGAAGGAGUUUCCACAUAUGCUGAGCACUUGUUGGCUGCUUUUCCUUCACUCUGCGGUCCAACUCAUCCCAAACCAUCUCAAUUGGGUUGAGGUCAGGUGAUUGUGGAGGCCAGGUCAUCUGAUGUCUUCACUAUUAUUCUACAAUGUAGAAAAUAGUAAUAAUAAAGAAAAACCCUUGAAUGAGUAGGUGUGUCCAAACUUUUGACAAAAAUGCAGGUAGAACCUUAAAGUCCCAAGCGCUCAAUAUUUUGAUCCUUUCCAUUUCCCAGAAAAGGAUGACUUUGCAGACCAACACAGAUGUGUGUGGUGUUAGCUGUACAGAUCGUAAUUCCCUCUCUGUGUUCCAAGCUUCUAUUGUAGUAUUGUACAGUUGAUUUCUCCCUCUGAACAUAUUUCCCGUUGUAAUGACCAGUAGCUGUUCUUGUGUUGACAUUUACAUUUGGCAUUUUAGGCAUUUAUCAGACGCUCUUAUCCAGAGCGACAUACCGUUAGUGUAUUUAUCUUAAGAUAGCUAGGUGAGACAACCACAUAUCACAGUCGUAGUAAGAACAUUUCUUCCUCUAAAGAAGUUAUCAGCAAAGUCAGUACUAGUAGGAAAUGACUAGAGCAAUGUUUUUUUAUUUUUGGGGGCGGGGAGGGAGGGAAUGAGACUAAGAUGUCUUAUUUAAGAUCUUUGAAGAGGUAGGCUUUCAGACGUUUUCAGAAGAUGGGCAGGGACUCUGCUGUCCUAGCAUCAGGAGGACAUGAUCCUGUGCUCAGAUGGCUGACCACAGGACAGAACAGGAGAGGACAGGAGAGGACAGGAGAGGAUAGGAGACUACAGGAUAGGGCAGGACAAGACAGAACAGACUCUUUCUUUGUGAUUCACAAAGCAACGCUGCCUGGCAGAUAUGACUGCUGUUUAUCCAAGCAGGCGGAUCAUCAGUUGCCUUCUUUUGUCCAAAUCCUGUGUUUUUUCUCUCUCUCUCCUUAUCGCUCUCUAUCUCUCUCUCUCUUUCAUGCGUGUGUGUCUGAAUGAUUAGAAAUGCUUUUCUGUGUUAUACUGGGUGAGGGUCAGACCUUCUGUCGGUGCUAAUCUCUUUACAGCUGCGUUGGGUUGUCUUCAUUUACUACAGUAAGGCAUCUGCCUAGUGUGUGUAUGUGUGUGUGUGUGUGUGUGUGUGUGUGUGUGCGUGUGUGCGCAUGUGCAUGUGUGUGUGUGUGUGUGUGUGUGUGUGUGUGUGUGUGUGUGUGCUGUUCAGCCCUGGGCUUAUAGGGAUCCUUUUCUCUUGCUGUGUGCUAUCACUGCGUUUGUCCUCAUCAGAGAUUCAUUGAUAUUGUAAUUACUUUUGCAGAUCAGCCAAGAAAUUGCAUGACGAUCCCCUGCCCCCUUUUCCAUCUUUCAUCUUCUCUUUACCUCUCUCUCUCUACCCUCUCUCUCUCUCCCCCUCUCUCUCUCCCCCUCUCUUCUUCGCUGUCUGCAUAAACAUCUCUCUCAUCUCUCUGGUGGUUGCUCUCUCUCUCUCUCUCUCUCUCUCUCUCUCUCCCCCCCCCCCCCUCUCUCUUCAGGUUCAAACAGUAGCAAAGAAAGUGUCAGUGAUACCCCCGAACCAGACAGAACCUGUCAUAGUCAGCAAGAAGAAACUGGAGUUCAAAUGGGGCAUGAAUGUUCUGGGUGAGAGAAUGCUAUGGUUCUUUCCUCUCUAUUCACUGAUUGGGCAACAAUGUCCUGUUCGGUUCCCCUCUCUUUCUGUUGAUUGGACGGAAUACUAUUAUGUCUAUUUCCUAUUGUUUCAUUGGUUUAGAUAUAUUAAUCAUUCGUAUUGAGAGAGCACAUUGGUUAUUUAUGAACAGAAUGAUUUAAUGUUGUAAUGAUGUUUUCUGAAGGUUUAAUUGGGUUCUUCAUCACAUUUGGAAUGUGCAUGGGGAAGAUGGGAGAGAAGGGGAAGCUCAUGUCAGAGUUCUUCAACAUCCUCAACGAGAUCAUCAUGAAGAUGGUGGGCAUGAUCAUGUGGUACGUGUCUCUCUGUGUCUUCCUGGCUGUGUCUUCUUGGCUGUGUCCCUGUCUGUGUCCCUGUCUGUGUCCUUGUCUGUGUCUCUCUGUGUCCCUGUCUGUGUCCCUGUCUGUGUCUUCCUGUCUGUGUCCCUGUCUGUGUCCCUAUCUGUGUCCCUGUGUCUUCCUGUCUGUGUCACUGUCUGUGUCUUCCUGUCUGUCUGUGUCCCUGUCUGUGUCUUCCUGUCUGUGUCCCUGUCUGUGUCUUCCUGUCUGUUUCUUCCUGUCUGUGUCCCUGUCUGUGUCUUCCUGUAUGUGUCCCUGUCUGUGUCUUCCUGUCUGUGUCUUCCUGUCUGUGUCCCUGUCUGUGCCUUCCUGUCUGUGUCCCUGUCUGUGUCUUCCUGUCUGUGUCCCUGUCUGUGUCUUCCUGUCUGUGUCUUCCUGUCUGUGUCUUCCUGUCUGUGUCCCUGUCUAUGUCUUCCUGUCUGUGUCCCUGUCUGUGACCCUGUCUGUGUCCCUGUCUGUGUCUCUGUAUGGGUCUGUUUUUCCUCCAGUGGAACAAUGGCUGCAGUGCUGAAAAACAUUCUAUGGACAGUGAUGAAUUCACUGACAGUCAUGAAUAAGGGGAGGACUGCGUACAUGAGAAAAAUGGUGGGAACUGGGACCAGGGGCAGAGAGAGGAUUGGAAAGGGGAGAAAUAUAGGGAGAAGGAUUCCCUAAGACAUGACAGUGUGUGGAAUGCUGAGGACUAGCAGGAGUGGGAGCAGAGCAGAAGCCUUUCUGGUUCCCAGGGGGAGAGGGUGGAACAGGUCCAGAACGUAAUUAAUCCACAGACAGGAAAGGAGCCACUAGCUGCUCAGCAGGCCAGCACAGAUCAGAGCGCAGACAGACUGAUGCAGGGCAGGACAGAGGUACUUGGUGAGAUCCAUGUCCUUGGAGAGCGAUGAAGGCCUUGAUGCUUUGCAGGACAGUAGCAGACAGUCCAGUUACAUUAAAAGAGCGAGGGAAAAGAGAGAGAAAGGGGGAGAGACAGAGAGACUUCACAGGACACUGGCCAGUACCACUGAGAGAGAGAAAAACAUAUCCCCCCCUCUCUCUCUCCCCCUCUCUCUCUCUCUCUCUCUCUCUCUCUCUCUCUCUCUCUCUCUAUCUCUCUCCACCACAAAGAAGCACCUACUCAGGGGCCAUCUUGAUGCGCAGCACAUUUUCCAAAGAAACUGUGUUCUCCAUACCACAAACCCAAUGUAAACCACCCAUUUUACACACUAAACACAUUACUCACUACUAGGCCUACAGAGCUGGCCAAACAAACCAGCAUAUAUAUACAAAUAACAUGUCAUACACAGUACACUAAACACACUGGUCAUACACAGUAUACUACAUACUCUACCAAACAACUCUGGCUAAAUGCCAUCUUCCUCCCAGAUCAACACACAGUACAUCCCUUACACCUCAGAUGCUAAGGUUGUGUUGCUAUGACCUUUGACCUGCCCAGCUGUGGUUCCUUAGCACCUAGUCCCACUGCCUGUUUAGUAUUGAUGCCAUAGGUGGGGUGUGUCUCAAUAAUCUAAAGUGGUUUCCUCUCCCCAUAUAUUUUCCUUCACUUGCAAUAUUCUGGAAGAACCCUCCUCAUUACCAGUGGUGUGUUGACCCUCCAUGUUGUGUCUUCAGGUACUCUCCAGUUGGUAUUGCCUCUCUGAUCUCAGGGAAGAUAGCAGCCAUCGGGGACCUGGAGGUGGUGGCCAGACAGCUGGGCAUGUACAUGGUGACUGUCAUAGUGGGCCUGAUGAUCCAUGGGGGCAUUAUCCUGCCACUCAUCUUCUUCACCAUCACAAGGAAGAGCCCCUUCACCUUCUACUCUGGGAUCUUCCAGGCCUGGAUCACUGCCCUGGGCACCGCCAGCAGGUAGAGGAGGGAGGAACACUCUAGGGAGGGUUGGGUGUGUGUGGAGGGUGGGCGUAUAUACUAUGUUUAGCCAAUUUGUGCUGGUGUGUAUUUUCCUUAGUAGCACUGCAUGAUACUGUAUGGCAUCAGGUACCGUAGUAAAUGUGAUGGAGGGGUGUUAUGUUACUGUGUAUUGGUUGCUGGGCUAUUUAGGUUAACCCAGAAUAAGAGGGCUGACAAACUAGAGCUGCAGAGCCAACUGUGCAUGAAUCUGGGUGAUCCCAGACCAGCUCUGUCUGACAGACACACAGACAGACAGACAGAUUGACAUACCCUGUGUUGUAAAUGUCUGGGGCUCUGGAUAAGGUUGGAUGGGCCAAACUGGCCGUGUUUCCGCUGCUUCUGAAUCUGUCAUGCUGCUCAAACCAACUGUCAUUUUGACGCAUUAUGGAGGCUUUAGAGAAUAAGAGUAAUCCUAUCAACUUUCUCUAAUUAUAUUAUGACCUGGGCUUAGCUUGGGCUCAAAUCAAAUUCCUGCAAUUCAUUCAUUGGAUUGUAAAAUACCCCUGCUGUUAUGAUGAUGCUGUUAGAUUUCACCCCUCCUCUCACCCUCUCUGCCCCCCCCCCCCCCUCUUUUUUUACAUUCUCCCUCCCUCACCCUCACCCUCCCUCGCCCUCCCUCUCCCUCCCCCUUUCUCCCUCACCUCCCUCACCCCCCCACUCCCCCACUCACUCACCCUCCCUCCCUCCCUCACCCUCCCUAAACCUCUCUCUCUCUCCCUCAAUCUCCCUCACCCGCACUCUCCCUCCCUCUCCCUCCCUACCCUCACUCUCCCUCACCCUCCCUCUCCCUCCCUCCCUCCCUCCCUCCCUCCCUCCCCCCUCCCUCCCUUCCCCCCUCCCUCCCUCCCUCCCUCCCUCCCUCACUCCCUCCCUCCCCUCUCCCUCACUCAUCCUCACCCUCCCCUCUCCCUCCAUCCCUCCCCUCCCUCUACCCUCCCUCCCUCCCUCACUCCCUCCCCUCCCCUCCCUCAUCGCCUUCCUUCUCCCUCUCCGUCCCCUCCACCCUCCCUCUCCCUCACUCUCCCUCACCCUCCCUCUCCCUCACCCUCCCCCACCCUCACUCUCCCUCACCCUCCCUCUCCCUCACUCUUUCUGUCAUUAUUUUCUUUCUCAAUACCUCUCUCUCUAUAUAAUGUCUUUAUACCCUCUCUCCCCACUUUUAUUUUCUUCCCUUUAUCUCUCUCUACCUGUCUUUAUCCCUUUCUUACCCACUCUGUCCUUCCCUCAGUGCGGGAACGUUACCUGUCACGUUUCGCUGUCUGGAGGAGAAUCUGAAGAUCGAUAAGCGUGUGACGCGUUUCGUGCUGCCCAUCGGAGCCACCAUCAACAUGGACGGUACAGCCCUGUACGAGGCGGUGGCAGCCAUCUUCAUCGCUCAGAUGAAUGACAUCAACCUGGACGCAGGACAGAUCGUUACUGUCAGGUAGGCCUCUUCUUUACCACUAACACCCCUGGCCCAGGGGGUUUCUUAGGAUAUUUUUGUGUUGAGGUGUGUUACCUGGGUGUAAUAUAUUAUGCUUUUAGAUAUAGUACUAAAGUGCAGUGAUGGUUUUAAGGCUGUCAUGCUCGGUAUGUAUGUAAGAGAAAGCUAUGUCCCUUCCUCCAUGGCUUUUUGUACCUUGAAAUAGUCAUGUAACUGUAGGCCUACUGUAUCUAUCAGUUGUGGUUGCUUACUGAUGACUUUUCUGAGUCACAUGCUAAUGCACUGUGGUGACAAUGUCUUGGAAUGAGAAACAUGUGUGUAACAUCCUCUCCCUCUCUCCUUCCCCUCCUCUCCUCCCAGUAUGACAGCUACCCUGGCCAGUGUGGGAGCGGCCAGUAUUCCCAGUGCAGGCCUGGUCACCAUGCUGUUGAUCCUUACAGCUGUGGGCCUGCCCACCCAGGACAUCAGCCUGCUCAUCGCUGUCGACUGGCUGCUGUGAGUCACACAUACACAAUAUAUUGGUAUUUUAUUCAACAAUGUGAUGACAUUAGACUACCAUGAUUCAAUGUUGCUUAUUAUCUAAAUGGAAGAAAACUAGGGUACAUCAAGCUCUUUCAAAAUGCAACACAUAUUGUAAACUGUAAAGGGUAGAGUGGUACUUAGCUGUAGAUGGCAUUGCUGUUGUUGGCAUCUACUCAUCCAUGAGAGCUCCUGUCUGGUAGUGUAACUGUAACACAGUGAUCAGUCAUGGCUGACUCCAGCAUUGUCUGUCUGUUGGGUCAGUGACAGAAUGCGUACCUCAAUCAACGUGGUGGGCGACUCGUUUGGGGCUGGGAUUGUGGACCACCUGUCCAGGGCAGAGCUAGCUGAGAUUGACGCGGAUCUCCUCUCCCCUGAGGAUGAGGAGUUCAUCCCCCCGCCCCCUGUCCUCACUGAGAUGGACCUGGUGGACCCCAUGAGACCUCCCGAUUUACCCCCGCGCUCCCCCCGCCCGCCCAAACUAAACCACCACGGCCACUCCAACCUGUCCCAGAUCUACUCCAUCACCAACUCUCCCCGCUCCGUCCGCUCUCCGUCCCCCCGUUCGGUCCGCUCUCCCUCCCCGCGCUCCAACUGUUCCCACUCCCACUCCCCACGGCCCUCUGCCUUCCGUACCCACUCCCCACGCAUUCUCCGCAGAAAAGAGCCUGGCUACUGCGCCCUGCCCAGCCACGACAACCAG
Molecule: messenger RNA, 25068 nt
Organism: Coregonus sp. 'balchen'
Lineage: Eukaryota; Metazoa; Chordata; Actinopteri; Salmoniformes; Salmonidae
Source: the annotation of a GenBank genome assembly